Messenger RNA from Amphibalanus amphitrite, 4876 nucleotides. RefSeq names its product mucin-5AC-like. Lineage: Eukaryota; Metazoa; Arthropoda; Thecostraca; Balanomorpha; Balanidae. Bases 207 to 2321 code for a protein of 704 amino acids. The record is from RefSeq and is a predicted model, not a curated record. The transcript is spliced from 2 exons.
AUCGCUGGUGCGGCGGCCGUCUGCACGGUGCCGGCCCGGGGCCCAGUCGUGGCCCGAGGAGUGUGCUGGUCGCUGCAGGCGGGCGCGGUGCCGGACGCUCUGGUCCGUGGCGGUGCGGGCUCGCGGCAGGAGGAGAGGGCUGACGGUCCCGCAGCACGGGACUCGGAGGGAGCACCUGUUGAUCCGGCUGACCUCCCGGCGGAGCGAUGAUGCGGCUGCCGCUGCCACUGCUGACCUGCUGGCUGCUGGUGCUGCCGGCCGCCUCCCCUAGCACCCUGCUGAAUGUCCAGCUGGACCCGGAGCGGCCAACGCAGCUGUACCACGCUCCCGGCGCCUGGAUCAUCACCGCCUCGGACCGGACCCGGCGGCCGGGCGGAGCGAGGCCUGUCCACUCCGCCAGCAGCCCAGGACACUCCGCCAGCGGAACAGGACACUCCGCCAGUCACCCGGGACACUCAUCCAGCGGGUCGGUCAAACGGCCUACAGCGGCGACCAGCUCCCCCGACUGGACGCACAGUAACCGAGUGGAGGGCACCGGGCAGACGGCGAGCGCCGGCAAGCCGGUGAAGCUCCCCUCGUUCGUGGUGACGUCGCGGCCGUUUGGGUUCAAAGGCUCGCCGCAGUCCGGUCAGGCGCAGAGGAGGCCAGUGACGCGUCCACCGGCGGCCGUGCAUAGUUACUCGACGGCAGGCCAGAGCUAUUCGACGGCCGGUCAGGGGCAUUCCACCGCGAGUUACUCCACGUCGGGUCAAAGUUACUCAUCCGGUCAGGGUCAGAGGCGGCCCGCGGUGCAGAGCUACGUCCGACCGAGCUAUCCCCGCCCGACUGGGACCUCCGGAGUCAACCCGGCUUCCAGCGAGAGUUUCAUCUUCUCCAGCCGACCGCAGAGCCGACCUUCUUCGUCCUCCCACCGGCGGCCUUCAAGACCGACCAGCUCACACCCGACCGAGCCCAGGCCGGUCAGUGGGGCCCGUCCCAGCCGGCCCAGCUCUGCCCGGCCUCUGCCGUCCUCGCAGACCAGCUACAAACCUUCAGCCACCAGCUCACAGGCGGGGGCUGCUGAGCAGAGCCCAGCGGGAGAGGACACCCAGUUGACCGACGCUGCGCCCCUGGCAGAACCUCCCACUGGAACCAGCGUCACGCGCAAGACGGCCCCAGACGCCGUCUCGACGGUGGGAGGGAAGAAGCUGCCGACCUUCAACCUGGGGUGCCGCCAGGGUCGCCGGUGCAGCUUCAUCAUCAACGCGCCGACGCACGUGCCGCAGCCCACGUACACGCCGUACAACAAGCAGACGGUGGACAGCUACCUGCGCAGGUUCCAGAACCUCCUGGCGCUGUCCAACUCCAGGGAGACCUCCUCCGAAACAUCCACCGCAGCCAGCACAUCGAAUGACCCCGUGGUGGCAUCUGCUUCUACCAAUGUCGCAAGCGUUAUUGCUGCUCCUGUGAAUUCGGACAGUUUCAGUGCUGCUAGCGAUGCUAAUGGCAGCAGCCGUGUAUCUGAAGUGCCAUCCCCUGGGGAUGCGUACCGGGAGGACUUGCGGAGGGCAUCGGCGGGGUCCGCAGCGCGAGUACCAGGCGGUGGAUCGGAUGGGAGUACCGCAGCUCUGGUAGCCCAGAGGUACCGCCCGGGUACCGCUGACCUGUACCACACCUUGCGCUCCUCUCCCUCCACCCUUCGCACGGUGAGGCCGGCAGACGCUGCCUCCGCGGGAGCGUACCACAGGCCGCAGUGGCAGCCGGCGGAAGCUCAGUGGUCACAGGGCUAUCGUGAGGCGAAAAACGUGCAGAGCUUCGACCUGUCACCUGUUGAUCGGGAAGCGAAAGCCUCCAGUGAAAGUCGCUCGCCCGGCCGAAAAUACUCACGAUACACGGUGGAACGAGUGGAUCCGAAAUCCAAAACGUCAUAUCCCACAGCUUGGAACUCUGAGACAAAAAGCUCAACGAAUGUCGUCCCAGUGACUGGCACGAUUUUUAAAGCACACCUCUCGAGUGGUCCCAUCAACUUUCAGUCUAAAACAGGAGCAAAACAAUCUCGCUCGGACGGGAGUUUCAAACAUUUGUCUAAGCCCAUUUCAAACCCAAACACUGCCUCAAUUAUCACAGAGGACGGGGUGAGAGAGAUGCCCAAUGUGCUGAGCAGGGAAUUCAGUCGCCGUCAGUCGACCAGCUUCCCCCAGCGGCAGUUCGGUCGGUUUAGUUCGCCACACAGACGGCAGGCGGCUUACAGGAUCGGCCGCUACGCGGCGCCACCGUCCAGACCCCAGUCGGCUUGGCACUGGGCCCGCCCGACCAUCAGUUCGAGGAGGCUCCAUAAGUAAUAGGCCUCCUCCCAGCGAGCAUAUACCGCUGCUCACUUGUAAAUACUUUGUGUUUAUUGAUGGCAUUCACAUUUUAAUAGCCUAAAUUCAGGGGCGGCGCCACGGGUUUUCGAUAGGGGGGGGGGACGGGGACUGUAGCUGUCCGAAAAUCCCAAAAGUAGAUACUGAUCGUGUAUGCAAAAAAAAAAACGAGGCACGUAACGCCGCGAAACUUGGCAAAGCCCAAAACACAUCGAAUGGUGCAUCCCGUUUCCAAACUUAUCCUAGGACACCUAAGAUCGAUCACCUUUUCAAGCAUCCUUGCCUCUAAAUCAAAAUUUGCAGUCUUGCCAACUCAAAGCUGGUUUCCUACAAGCUGCGAAUUGCUUAGGGAUACUGGCCGCGUGGCCGAGUGGAUUGGGUGUCCGGCUGGAGAUCCGGAGGCGGGAAGUUCGCGACCGGUCGGUCAGUGUCGAGUAGCAGUGCCAACUAUCCUUACGUUUCGUACUUUCAAAUUUUCGAUCUUACGUCUGGUCAGCUUCAUGGCUUCACCAUCAUAUAGCCAUGGAGGAAAAGUGGGAAUGUCUUCUGCUCUGACAAGUGCGCCAAAACUGCAAUAUAAUUUCAGAAUCAUGACAUCACCACCUGAUCCAUAUGCAACGGGCAGGGUGCAGCUAAUGGCUAGCCGUCAGUGGUCAUGUCAUUGGUGGUCACUCAAACAAAAGGUCAUGCUAGGUCAUGGAAGGUCACCAGCCGUUAUUUGAUCACACUUUCUGAUGGAUUUUACUUACCAAGAGCGUCGCGGGAAAAACGAGCGCAUGCCGCAUGCACCGUUGAAAAAAAAAAAUUGAGUGAAAGGGUCUCAGGUCCGGCGGCCUCUGCAGGUGAAAUGCCCCAGGGUAGGAUCCGGUCCUUGUUGAUUAACUUCGUCAAAAAUGGCAGUAGAGCUGUGAUGUCGGCACCAUUGUGUUCGUCAUGAUCGAGCUGGCACGACCUGCAUCGUUCUCAUAUUCACCCUCCAAUCGUAACAACACAGCAUGGGGAUUGGCAAAUGGCGGGGCACCCCCUUUGGGAGGCAAUGAAGGUCUCUGGAAACCUCAUCCCUCAUCUCUUUAGCAUUAGUGCCUAGUGGCUCUCCUUAUGGAACAGGUUUCUUGACUGGUCUGUUUCACCCCAGAAUUCAAAGACUAGUCAAGGUAAAACCGAGCGCACCACAGUGAGCACAAUUUGAUAAGCUGGUGUAUCUCAGUUUCCAUGUAGAACCUUUCACGUAUCACGUACCUAAAACACUUUCGUUCACUCAUCCAAAGCAACUGCCAUGUUUCAACAGCUGGUAAUGGCAUUUUCACAGCCGCUGACGUAAGAAGGGGAGGGGGGGGCUCGAUUAGACCCCCAGCCGUUCGGCCGCCGACCGAACUUAGUUUUGCAGAAAAAAAAACGAGUGCUAUCGAACCCCUUGAUGAGAGGGAGCCGAUGCUACCUAAUUUAUAAGGUCUUGGGCUACUGCGUGCUUUUUUGGCCCUGCCUGUGAUCUAUCCGAACACUUCUCCCCACAAGUGCUGGGGUUAAAUGGCAUAGAUUUCAAAUGGUUCCUGUGGUAGAACUGCCAUGCUUGAAUUUGACUAAUUAGGAAUGGAAAAUAUCCAUAUAGAAACGGAAAUCUAUGGAAUUUCAGUUAACUUGGUUUUGUCGGCAAUGGGGUCUGGCAGUGGGGUGGGGAGGUAAUAACCCUGCCUGGCGCCCCAAAAAAGGGGGGGCACGAUCCCCGAGGCCCUGCCGAUCAACUUAUAGGCAUCACAGCUCCACACCUUUUGCAGAUGGCCAGGACCCCCUGCGAUACAUCCCAACAGCAAUCUUUAUUCAGAACCUGCCUUGAUUAACGAACGAUGCAUUAAAUGCGACGGAUAACUUUACAAUGCAUUAUUAUCAACUAUUGAACGGGCCUCGCCGAUAGGGGGGUACUGUACCCCCCUAACUUUCGAUAGCGGGGGACCUGUCCCCCCCCCCCCCCCGUCCCCCCCGGUGGCGCCGCCCAUGCCUAAAUUAUAAACAAUUAACACCGUUGUGGUCGCAUUUAGUUCCACCGUGAAUUGGUUAUCGGUUCUGGGCCCGAUUAGACAGGAGGCCAAAACGUCUAAUGAACCAGCACGAAUAACCGUGAAGAGGUUCAUAAAGCAUCCAAUUUAUGUGUCCGGUUAUUGUUAUGAAAGCGUUUCACUCCUUCACCAGGCAAUGUUUUAUGGAUCUAUUCUUGUACCUAUUGUAGGUACGUAGUUUUGUGUAUAUUCUACGAAUCUGAAGCAGGGUGGAGCAUGGUAAAUAUCUAGGUGCAUUUGUCCGGUCAAUGUGCCCGUUUUCACCGUCCGUGCGUAUGUUGGUCGUGGUAUAUGUAAGGCGACCUUUUCUUGAGUGAGGUAGCUGGCUUUGACAUUGUUUAGGUUUGAAUGGUUUAAAAAUUCCACCUCUGUAAAUGAGGUUAUGAAUAAGAGUUUGUCUUUAAAUAUGUGGUUUGUUGUGGGCGUAAAUGAUUUGAUAAUAAUGUUCACUUCUGUAAUAAAAUAUAAUUGGCUGGACCA